GAGUGCCGGGCGGCGGGCGGGCGGAGCGUGCUGCGGAAGUGUGUUUGUCCGGUGGUGUCCCCGGGCGCGGACAUGGCGGGGCGGCUCCCGGCCUGUGUGGUGGACUGUGGCACCGGGUACACCAAACUGGGCUACGCGGGAAACACGGAACCGCAGUUCAUCAUCCCAUCAUGCAUCGCCAUCAAGGAGUCGGCCAAGGUGGGCGACCAGGCCCAGCGGAGGGUGAUGAAGGGCGUGGACGACCUGGACUUCUUCAUCGGGGACGAGGCCGUGGAGAAGCCCACCUACGCCACCAAGUGGCCCAUCCGCCACGGGAUCGUGGAAGACUGGGAUCUGAUGGAGCGCUUCAUGGAGCAGGUCAUCUUCAAAUACCUCCGCGCCGAGCCCGAGGACCACUACUUCCUCCUGACCGAGCCGCCGCUGAACACGCCGGAGAACCGCGAGUACACCGCGGAGAUCAUGUUUGAGUCCUUCAACGUGCCGGGCCUCUACAUCGCCGUGCAGGCCGUCCUCGCCCUGGCCGCCUCCUGGACAUCGCGCCUGGUCGGGGAGCGGACGCUGACCGGCACGGUGAUCGACAGCGGGGACGGCGUGACCCACGUCAUCCCUGUGGCCGAGGGCUACGUCAUCGGCAGCUGCAUCAAGCACAUCCCCAUCGCCGGGCGGGACAUCACCUACUUCAUCCAGCAGCUGCUCCGAGAGCGCGAGGCGGGCAUCCCCCCGGAGCAGUCCCUGGAGACCGCCAAGGCCGUCAAGGAGCGUUUCAGCUACGUUUGCCCAGACCUGGUGAAGGAGUUCAACAAGUACGACACGGACGGCUCCAAGUGGAUGAAGCAGUACACGGGCGUCAACGCCAUCUCCAAGAAGGACUUCUCCAUCGACGUCGGCUACGAGCGCUUCCUCGGACCCGAGAUCUUCUUCCACCCCGAGUUUGCGAACCCGGAUUUCACGCAGCCCAUCUCGGAGGUGGUGGACGAGGUCAUCCAGAACUGCCCCAUCGACGUGCGGCGGCCGCUCUACAAGAACAUCGUCCUGUCGGGGGGGUCCACUAUGUUCCGGGACUUUGGGCGCCGCCUCCAGCGUGACUUGAAGCGCACCGUGGACGCCCGCCUCAAGCUGAGCGAGGAGCUGAGCGGGGGCCGCCUCAAGCCGAAGCCCAUCGACGUCCAAGUGAUCACCCACCACAUGCAGCGCUACGCCGUCUGGUUCGGGGGCUCCAUGCUGGCUUCCACGCCCGAGUUCUACCAAGUGUGCCACACCAAGAAGGACUACGAGGAGAUCGGUCCCAGCAUCUGCCGCCACAACCCCGUCUUCGGGGUCAUGUCGUAGGGCCCCCCGCCCCGGCCCGGGGGCGUCCCCUCUCCCCCCCACCGCCACCGGUCCCACCCGUUCCGGAGGUCACAGACGUGACCGGGCGAAGCGCCGGGAGGCCGGGGUGGGGGGGAAACCAAACCAAAAACCACCAAACGUAUCCCGGCCGGGCCACGGCCCGCGUGAAAAUCCCCAAAUCGUCCCAAAUUUGGAUUGUCGGGGGGGGGCUUCCAUUUCCAGUAUCUCGUCGGGGAACGGAUGAGGGGCGGGGGGCGGUUGUUGGCUUCCCUCUGACCCCCUUCCCGCCCCCCAUCUUCCUCCUCUCCCCUCGAACGGGAGCCGGUUUAUAUUUCAUACUUUUUUAAUACUCGGAGACAAAACUAAGGGAAGGGGGGAAGGCCUCAGCCGGCCCCCCCAAAACAGCAGCAAAAUCCGGGGUCUCCGCCGGGCAGGGCGGCGGCAUCGGCCCCGAGUGCGAAUGAGGCCCAGCCCCGGCUUCGGCCCGGGCGAUGCCGUUUCCCAUCCAGACCCCGGAACCGCCGGAUCCGAACCCGGAGCCCAACUCCCUGGCGCUGAAGUCCCAGCAUUUUUCCUUUUCCCUCAGCCUGAACCCUUUUUUUAAAAUCUUCCCUUCCCAUUCGGGGACCAGACCUCUUCAGGGGUCAGAGGGGGCCCUUCUCUGAGUGCAGUAGCUAAGAAGAAUAUAGCUCUUUUUUUUUCAACAUUACACGCCCCGUCCAAAGCAGCGUGUAAUUUUUUAGGACACGAUGUUGAGCGCUUUUUUUCUUUUUUUGGAUACCCCCAUCCAGCCAUCGUUGGCUAUUUCCAUGCGCUUCGCCCUGUCUUUUUAUUUCGUCUUGUUUUCUUCCCCCCUAAACUGCAUUUGAGCCCCCCCCUCCUCCUCCCCAACGUCCCUUCUCCUGGGUUUUCUGGGCAGGUUAGCUAUUCAUCGCGUUUUUAAAUCCCUCUGGUUCGCGCAGCACAAAUCCGGACAAAUAAAUAUUCAAACUGCU
Messenger RNA from Tachyglossus aculeatus (Australian echidna), 2324 nucleotides. RefSeq names its product actin related protein 3 (gene ACTR3). The record is from RefSeq and is a predicted model, not a curated record. Gene Ontology annotation, biological process: Arp2/3 complex-mediated actin nucleation. The transcript has 12 exons. Gene Ontology annotation, cellular component: actin cortical patch; Arp2/3 protein complex. The coding region runs from base 73 to 1329 and encodes 418 amino acids. Gene Ontology annotation, molecular function: actin filament binding. Lineage: Eukaryota; Metazoa; Chordata; Mammalia; Monotremata; Tachyglossidae.